This is a messenger RNA of Mycena indigotica, 804 nucleotides long. RefSeq lists its product as uncharacterized. Gene Ontology annotation, cellular component: cytoplasm. Lineage: Eukaryota; Fungi; Basidiomycota; Agaricomycetes; Agaricales; Mycenaceae. The coding region runs from base 1 to 804 and encodes 267 amino acids. The record is from RefSeq and is a predicted model, not a curated record. The transcript is spliced from 4 exons.
AUGCCUUCACCACCAAUCGAAGUAUUUCUGACGACGAUCGCGUCCCAGCCAGUCCUACGCCAAAGACAAGAAUACAUUCUACGCAUCUUGCAAACGAAGAAGAUACCAUUCACAUCCUAUGAUCUUGCUUCCGAUGAAAACGCUAAGCGGCGCUGGAGGAGGAAAGCCCCUGCAGACAAACAGCAACUACCAGGCAUGCUCGUUGGUGGAACUUACCCGGGGGCUUUCGCUGACUUUGAAGAGGCCGUCGAAUGCGGUGAACUAGACACAUAUCUCCGCCUCAAGGAGACUUGGGAUGCCGACAUAGAUGGCGAUGGCUCAGCCGCUAUACCAGUCCAACCCAUUGGAGUCCCCGGAGCAGUCAUGCCUCUCGAAAUGACACCCGAACACAUACGCAGCAAAAUUGUUGCAGAACGCACCGCCUCCGCAGCUGCUCCUCUCAAGAAAGGCAUUCCGGUCAACAAACGUGACGAUCUCUUCGAUGUAAGCACGGAAUUGUCUGGAUUUGGGCUUCAAGGUGUGCAAGUCUCGGAGAAGGACUUGAUAGAUCUCGUAGCCGAACUAGGACUCGAUGGAGACGAGGCUGGCGACUUGGUCAAGGGUCUUAGUGGUAGCAGUGCAGCCCCAGUUGCCGCAGAGAAGGUUGUUAAACCUGUGAAGGAAGCCGAGAAGGUCAAGAGAUCUGUGAAAUCUGAGGAACCUGUGAAUGAAGGCGCAAAGGUGGAAGAUAAACCUACAGUGGAACCCACGGAAUAUUCACCAGAAGAAUCGGACAAGAAGACAGAUGAUGACAAGCAAGAAUAG